Metopolophium dirhodum (rose-grain aphid) is the source of this 1570-nucleotide messenger RNA. RefSeq lists its product as uncharacterized. Bases 585 to 1409 code for a protein of 274 amino acids. The record is from RefSeq and is a predicted model, not a curated record. The transcript has 2 exons. Lineage: Eukaryota; Metazoa; Arthropoda; Insecta; Hemiptera; Aphididae.
ACCGUGGGUUAGGUUAACCUAUAUAUUAUCUUAAAUCGUGGUUAUUGUUACUUGUAAAUAAACCACUGAAAACCACGGUGAAUAUCUACAACAAUAUCAACAAUAUCUCAUAAAUUAAUCAAUAAUCGAAUAGUGAAUACCUACAGUACGUACAACUUUAAAGUUUAAAAUUUUGUAGUGCUGUUAUCAGUAUUUUUAAUUUUUUGACGAGUGCUCAGUACCAGGACUAUUGUGAGACAUGUCAAAUUAUGGAGUAUGGAUCAAACUUUUGGCUGUUGUAACUUGUAGUAUUAUACUAAUUUAGUUAUAAUAUUUUACACCACCUGCUGAAGCUGAAUAAAAAAGUGAUCUUUUUCUGGCUUUUAUAACUCGUCAGUUAUUAAUUAGUUAUCUUUAAAAAAAAAAGAAAAUAUUGAUUGUGUUGUAUCAUAGUAUUUUACUACCUCAUUCAAUACAAAUUAAUAAAGAACAUUAAAAUUUAAUACAACUAAAUUUCAUACUUUAUGGUGUACUAAAUGCAAUAUUUUUUUUGACUUUGUUAGAACGUUUUAUUAACAAUAGUUUUAAUUAUUUUCCAUAACACAAUGUCAUUAAAAAGUGUUCUAAAAAAGAAGUUUAAGAUAAAAAAUCCAAUUGUUGCAAUCAAGAAAAAAAAGAAUAAAUCUAAGCAUGUUCUUUAUACACCAUCAGCAGAUACUUAUAUUAAAAUUGAUACAGAUAAUAUUAGCAAAGAACGUUCCAUAACUGAAAAAGAGCAAAACCAAAACGUAGCUCCUGAAAAUCUAGUUAAUGGGGAUGAAAAAAAUAUGAAUAUUGAUGGGUUGAUGAAAUCAAUAACUGAGAUAAAACGCAAUAAGAAAAAACGUAAAUCUACAGAUGAUACAAAUCUUGAAUGUGAGGUACCUAUAAAAAAGAGGGUCACUUUUGCGGCCGAUGUAAAAAGUGAAAAAGAUGAUCAGAAAAGUAGUGUUAGCAAUUUGAAACUAAUAAGCUUAAACAAACGGAAAAAAUUGAAUUACAUAAAGAAGUUGAAGGCAAAAAAAAAUAAAAUAAAAAAUGCAAAACAAUGUGAAGAAAAUUCUACUGCCAUUAGUACACCUAGACAAGAACGAGCAAUGGAGUAUUUGAUGCAAUGGAAAAAUGACCGCACAAAUUGGAAGUUCAAAAAAAUUUAUCAACUUUGGUUGAUUAAUUACACUUAUGAUCCUCUGAAGGUAUCUAAAGAACAUUUUGGCACUUUAGUAGAAUACCUUCAAACUAUCAAGGGUCAAAGUCGCAGUAUAAUUCUUCAAAGAGCGAAUACAAUUGUCUCAGAAUUUUCAUCUUCUAACGAAGGCGAACAGGAAUUAAAUUCAUCACAAGAAGUUAAAUAUCAACGAGCAAGGACCAUUAUUCAAAUGUUUGACUGAUACAUUUAAUCAAAUAUAUGUUUUUGAAUAAAUAACAUUAAAACCAUAAAUCUAACUGAAUCUAAUAACUUAUAUUUCAUAAUUUCAUAAAUUAAAUAUAUUAUUUAUUUUCUAUUGUAGGCUCAGUUAGCUUUGAAAUAAAAUCUUUAAGUUUAUCUUCA